UGCUCAGGAGACCCCUCCUUGCUGAGCCCUGCAGUAGACGCUGUGGUUCUCGCUAUGGUUACUAAUGAAGCGUUUCUCUUCCAGCUCCGUCUCAGAAGAUUUGGGCUGCAGACGAGGAGAAUUCAGCCGAAAACACUACGGAUCUGUGGAGCUGCUCAUCUCCAGUGAUGCUGAUGGAGCUAUACAGAGAGCCGGAAGAUUCCGGGUGGAGAAUGGAUCUUCAGACGAGGACAGUGACUACACACCGGCGGUCUGGAGACGGACGGACGUUCACCUGGAGAACCCAGAGUACCACACACGAUGGUUCUUCAAGUAUUUCCUUGGGAAAGUUCACCAGAAUUAUAUAGGAACCGACACAGAGCGGAAUCCAUUCUUCCUGUCUGUGGUUCUAUCCGACCAGAACAAUCAGCGCGUUCCCCAAUACAGAUCGAUCUUAUGGAGGAAAACG
Molecule: messenger RNA, 448 nt
Organism: Hyla sarda
Lineage: Eukaryota; Metazoa; Chordata; Amphibia; Anura; Hylidae
Product: GTPase-activating Rap/Ran-GAP domain-like protein 3
Exons: 4
Biological process (GO): regulation of small GTPase mediated signal transduction; activation of GTPase activity
Cellular component (GO): cytoplasm
Molecular function (GO): GTPase activator activity
Source: RefSeq, a predicted model, not a curated record